GUAUUCAUAAACAACUCGUGGGUUGACUCCGUGAGUGGGAAGACAUUUGAGACGAUAAACCCGGCGACCGGACAAGUGAUCGCAAAAGUACAGGAGGGGGACAAACAGGACAUCGAUAAGGCUGUCCAAGCGGCCAGAAAUGCAUUCAAAAGGGUUGGACUCCAUUUCCAUGUGAUAUUCAUUAAUCAUAUCUGA
Oppiella nova is the source of this 195-nucleotide messenger RNA. Lineage: Eukaryota; Metazoa; Arthropoda; Arachnida; Sarcoptiformes; Oppiidae. The record is from the annotation of a GenBank genome assembly.